Messenger RNA from Harmonia axyridis, 1064 nucleotides. Its product is annotated as protein obstructor-E. Bases 179 to 895 code for a protein of 238 amino acids. The transcript is spliced from 5 exons. Gene Ontology annotation, cellular component: extracellular region. The record is from RefSeq and is a predicted model, not a curated record. Gene Ontology annotation, molecular function: chitin binding. Lineage: Eukaryota; Metazoa; Arthropoda; Insecta; Coleoptera; Coccinellidae.
CCUAGUCCCCUACAACUUGAACAUAUUUCCUGAUUGUGAGAAUGGAGUGAAAGAACUGGUUCUCGAAGCUGUCAUAUGCAUAUUGAACCACUUUCUUAAUACUCGAUCGGAAUGAUACCAAUUGGAAAAUUGAGGUAACACAUUCGUGAGUAGUGCAAGUGUUCUGACUCUUGUUGCGAUGUAUAGAAAGGAGUUAUUUUUGGUUUUAUGUUGUUUAGCAGGUUGCUUUGCUCAGUUCAAAUGUCCAGCAAGGACAGGUUAUUUUCCUGAUCCGGAGCAAUGCGAUCUCUACUACGUCUGCUCCAGAGGAAACUAUGAGGAAAAACUUUGUCCUGAUGGUCUAGUGUUCGACGACACAAAUCCCAAUAAGAAGAAAUGCGACAUACCAUCCAAUGUUGAUUGUGGAGAUCGAGAACUCUUACAGGAACCAAAGCCUAGUGAAGGAUGUCCUAGAGCUAACGGAUUCUACAGACACUCAGAUCCAGAAGCUUGUGAUAAAUUCGUCAAUUGCGUUGAAGGAACACCAAUUGAAAUGUCUUGCCCACCUGGUCUCAUCUAUGAUGAUGUGGAAAGUACUUGCUCAUGGCCUACUGAGAGCAAUAGGAAGGAUUGUGGAAACAUCAAAAGAGACUCAUUAGAAGACGGUUUCUCUUGCCCUGAUGAGGAGGCUCUUGGUGCAGAAGGAAGCAAAAUGCCACAUCCUACUUACGCUCAUCCUGAGGAUUGCCAGAAGUUCUACAUCUGUAGGAAUGGUCUUAGGCCUCAAAAAGGAGCUUGUCCUUAUGGAAAGGUUUACAGUGAGGAUACCUUGAAAUGUGAGGACCCUAAGGAUGUCCCUGGCUGUGAGAACUAUUACUCAAAAGAUGAUAAGAAACCUCAGGGAAGAAGCCAAUGAGGAAUAACUUCGUGGAUCAGUCAACGAUGAAAGUUUACUUUGUUGAGUUUAUGCAACUGUAUAUUUUGAAUAUGUAUUUAUUAUUAGCUAUUUGGAAAAUUCAGGUAAAAUAUUGAGGAAUUCUGAGUACUGAAGAUAUGUAUUUUACAUAGAUAAACCUCAAAAAUUA